Messenger RNA from Sebastes umbrosus (honeycomb rockfish), 1043 nucleotides. It is a transcript of the gene neurog3, whose product is annotated as neurogenin 3. The transcript has a single exon. Bases 226 to 867 code for a protein of 213 amino acids. The record is from RefSeq and is a predicted model, not a curated record. Gene Ontology annotation, molecular function: protein dimerization activity. NCBI's taxonomy places the organism in Eukaryota, Metazoa, Chordata, Actinopteri, Perciformes, Sebastidae.
UUUACAAUAUCUUACUGAUUUGUUUUAAUGCACUUUUUAGGUUGUAUUUUUUUACAUACAUUUUAAUAAACAUUAUUUUUUGCCUAGAUGAAUAGACUCAGCAGGUUACAGACAAACACUGAAAAUUGGAUUAAUGUGAAAAAGAUGUAAUUUCUAAGUAAUUUUCUAAGUUAUGCAUCAGAGUUUUGAUUCUAUUUAACUUAUAUUUCAGGUUGCACAUGCAGGAUGUCUCCUAAAGCACCGUGCGCACCAAGCGAGCUGAGCGUCUCCAGAGACGCAGUGACGCUCAGCAGGUUCUCUGAAGCUGGAGACUCUUCAGAGGACUCCGGUGGAGAACCUCUGACUGUUACUGCAGGUGAAGCCUCCUCAUUGAGAGAUCUGAAACCCCAGAGCAGAAGUUCUCGGUCCGGUCAGCGAGGCAGACGCAGGAUGAAGGCCAACGACAGAGAGAGAUCCAGGAUGCACAACCUGAACUCCGCCCUGGACGCGCUGCGGAGCAUCCUGCCGGCGCUGCCUGAAGACGCCAAGCUCACCAAGAUCGAGACUCUGCGCUUCGCACACAACUACAUCUGGGCUCUGACCGAGACUCUGCGCAUGGCUGAUCAAUACCUGCCGGUGGGAUCUGAUCUGAGCAGCCCAACAACGAGUGUUUCCUCUGCGGAGUGGGACUCAGCAUCACCUGCUCAGUCUGGCUAUGUGACCUCCUCAUCCUCCUCCUCCUCCUCAGCUGACUUUGACCCGAGAGACUGUUACACUUUAGCUCAUCAAAUGAAGUGUAAGAUUCUAUCAAGAGAUCAGUCCUGUGUUACCUUUUAUUUCAAGUCAUUCUGUGGUGAAAAUGGUGUCAAAAACACUUGGCACUGUUGACUUUUCAUGAUAAAAAAGCUGCUGCACUGCUCUCUAUGGUUGAAACCUUGUUGCACUUCCAGACACACUGAUCAGUGAUGUCCGAGCAGAUGUUUCCCAUCACCUACCAGGGGCCAAACACCUGCAGUGACGUCACUGAUUGACAUCUUAAUUUGCCCGAAACUUACAGAUCAGUG